ACACACCCCUCCCCUGCUUGAAGCGCCGCGGGUGAAGCCGAAGCGGGAGGGGGGGGGAGAGAAAUGAGAAGGGCUGGCGUUGCCAUAGCGGCGGCGAAGAGGGCGGUGGGGAAAAGGCAGCGGCGGAGGGAAGGGGACCCGGAAGAGCAAAGGAUUGUGGGUAACCCAUAAAAUAAGCUUGGGCUGAUUUGCAUGGGCUGGGCUGGGGGGAGAGUUGGGGUUAUUCAGAAGCAGAGAAGUGUGACUAAUUCGUCCCCCAACCCCCAAGUUAUGGGUUAGGAGAGUCUGGGUAAUUUACCAUUGUCUCACUUCCCUUCCUCCCGCAGUGGAUUCUGGGUGGUUGGCUCCUGUGACGUAAAGGGUUAUGGGUAACCGCCAGGCCCUUGGGGCUUUGACCCCCUCCCACUUUUUCCAAGCCUGUCUUGGGGGUGCACUUUAAACUUUGGACCUCUGCUAUGGUUCUCUGGUUGGAAGCGAGGAUGGGGGCAGCUCCGGCUUUCGCCUUCCCUUGCACUGCAGGCUGCAAGCGCUGCUUCUGUGUAACCACAGAGGAGUUGCAUCAUUGCACCUCGCUGCCUUUCUGUUUCAACAAAAACAACAGCGCUGCCGGAAACGAAACGUGGUAGCGAGGCCACUGUCGCAACUCUUGCUAGAUUUGGGUACAACCCAUGUGUGUGGGCUGACCUUCCAGCUGAAGUUUUAGUGUACAUCAAGGAGGAGGAGGAUGAUUAAUAAUAAUAAAAAAUAAUAAUAAUAAUAAUAAUAUAUUAUUUAUUCCCCAGCCACUCUGGGUGGCUUCCAACACUAAAAUGCAAUAACCUAUUAAACAUUAAAAGCUUCCCUAAACAGGGCUGCCUUUAGAUGUCUUCUAAAGGUUUGGUAGUUAUUUAUUUAUACCCCGUCCAUCUGGCUGGGUUUACCAUGGGGUAACCUGUGGGUAGGGUUGCCAAGUUAUUCACAUGAACCUGCUGCCAUGCCUUUUAACUUGCAGCCUGAAAUCGUCAUUUCCAGAAUUAUUUAUCCAUUCAUUUCUCCCCAGGUUAGGAAUUAGCACCUAGCCAGUUUAAUUAGGGCAAGCCAAGCUUCUGCUUGAAGGUUCAGGAGCAAGGUUUAUUAAAAAAGAAGUUGGCCGCCAAACUAGGGGUGUCAGCAGUGUGCCAGUAGCACAUUUCUUCCUAUCUGACUGGAGUUUUUGUCGACAAAGAAACAGGUGCCACUAGUCCAAUUUCUCUUUGCCUUGUGGCAGUUUAGGGUAGAUUUCUGAUUGUUGAAUUUUGCCUUCUCCCUGACCUAAAACUGGAUACAUACUCCUGUGUUAUACAUGCACAGUCUUAUCUUUGUAGUAUGAAAAUGUAACCAUUGUCAAUCUUCAGAGAAGUUCACCCAGUAUGUUUGUGUGAGUUACUGUUCAGAACAUGCUUUCUGAGGUAAAUUCAGAGUGGUCACUCAUGGAGAGAUGCAGUGGGCAGCCUCUGAGGACUAGUAAUUCUCCCACAUUUCUGCACUGAGAGUGAUUGAACAAUUUAAUUGCGCUCACUACAGAGAUACAGAAGAUUACCCACCUCCUGUGAAGGCUGCUUGGAAGGAGGCAGGACCAGAAUAGUGUCAUGCAGAGGUGCAGUAGGCAGCCUCCUCUGGAGCCCUGUUUAGAAAAGUUUUUAAUGACUGAUGUUUUAAUGUAUUUUUAAUCUUCUGUUGGAAGCCACCCAGAGUGGCUGGGGAAACCCAGCCAGAUGGGUGGGGUAGAAAUAAUAAAUAGUUAUUCUUACAGUCAUACCUCGGGUUGAAGUAGCUUCGGGAUGAAUAUUUUCGGUUGCGCUCCACGGCGACCCGGAAGUAACAGAGCGCAUUACUUCCGGGUUUCGCCGCAUGCGCAGAUGCUCAAAAUGACGUCACGCGCAUGCGCGGAAGCGGCAAAACGUGACCCGCGUACGCGCAGUCACGUGUUACGUUUGCUUCAGGAUGCGAACGGGGCUCCGGAACCACUCUAUUAUUAUUCUUAUUUAUUUUAUAUUUUGGUUCCCAGUUGAUGCAAUAAAUUAAUAUAUUUUUCACAGCACAGCACGUUUCGGGCAGCAGUUACAGCAACUAGUUUAGGAAUUGCUGUAUUGGAGCAAUUUUUAUGGAGGAAUAUGUGGCGCUUGGUCUAAACCACUGAGCCUAGGGCUUGCCGAUCGGAAGGUCAGUGGUUCAAAUCCCUGCGAUGGGGUGAGCUCCCGUUGUUUGGUCCCAGCUCCUGCCCACCUAGCAGCUCAAAAGCAUGUCAAAGUGCAAGUAGAUAAAUAGGUGCCGCUCCGGCGGGAAGGUAAACGGCGUUUCCAUGUGCUGCUCUGGUUUCACCAGAAGUGGCUUAUUCAUGCUGGCCACAUGACCUGGAAAAACUGUCUGCGGACAAACGUCGGCUCCCUUGGCCAGUAAAGCAAAAUGAGUGCCGCAACCCCAGAGUCGUUCACAACUGGACUUAACCAUCAGGGGUCCUUUACUUUUACCAUUUAUGUUUAUCUUGAAAGCUGCAAUCUGUCAGUUACUGUCCUAUGCUUUGGUCCGUAUUAGAGAUUGUGUUUAUAGCAGGCAUUAUGUUAACUUCUCUAGCAUGCUUGCGCUGCACAGGUAGUGAAAGAUUCUGUCUUCUUGAAUUCCUUUCUCUGCCUUGCAGGUAAACCUCCGCCAUGAAUUUUGAAGGUCUUGACCCAGCCCUCGCAGAGUAUGUACCUGCCCUGCACCCUGCUCUGGAUCCGCACCUCAAUGCUAGCCUACUACAGAAUGUGGAGCUGGAUCCAGAAGGGGUGCCAUUGGAGGGCAUCCCUGUGCCUGACUCAGUGCAUAUCAUGGAGGGCAUGUACUCGGAGCUCCACACCGUUGUCUCUGAAGUGGGCGUUCCUGUCUCCUUCUCACACUUUGACCUACAUGAAGAAAUGCUCUGGGUUGGGAACCAUGGGGUAAGGGAUUCUCAUUACAUGUCAGUGAUGAUCAGAAGAGUUAUACAGUAUGCUGGAUCAUACAUUGAGGAGGGUUGGGAUUAAUGAUACGAUCUUCUAGAAACUCCUGUAAGCUGAUUUCAGCUCCAUUGAGGAAGGCUACACACACCUAUAAGAUUCUUGUUUUCUUGUAGGUUCCUGCUUAGAAUGCCAAGGAUUCUAACUUUCUUUUUUUAAAUUCAGUGUAUAUCCUAUCCUCAAGGAGAUCAGCACUAUCAUGAAAGACACAAGUUGUCCACCUAUGUCUUUAAAACCGUGGUAACUCUUAGUGUUAUAUUCAACAGAAAUAUGGCUUGUUCAGCGGAGAAGGUAAACUGUGGUUGGGGGGGGAAAGUAGAUGAAGGAGCCAGAAGGUCUCAUAAAUAUUAAAAUGAGCUGGCUACAUGCAGGAUAUGUUACAGGUCAAAUCUGAUGUGAGGGUGACUUGAGUUGCCUCCCUCUUUUUCAGGGUCAUGCCACUUCUUUCUUCGGCCCAGCCCUGGAGCGUUACUCUUCCUUCCAGGUGCAUAGUAGUGAUGACAUUCGACAGAUCCAGAGUCUAGAGAAUGGGGUACUCUUCCUGACCAAAAACAACCUCAAAUAUAUGUCCAGAGGGGGACUUAUAAUCUUUGAUUACCUGUAAGUGCCUUCUGCUGGGGGUGUGGUGGUUUGAGCAUUUUUGGAAAUGGGCCCUGCCCAGUCUUUGGUCUCUGUGUAGAGUUUACUUGGAAGAAUGCCAGUUAUAGCCUUAGGAAUAUUAUGAAAUCCAUGUACCUACAGUCACACAUCUGGUGUGGGAAGCUGUGUGAGAUGUGCACAAUUUGCAGGCUUUAAUUAUUUGAUAUAUUCCAGGGCAAGCUUGAGAAGAGGGCUUUGAUGUCAUAUCCUGUUGCUCCUCAUGAAGCAUGUGGACGUGCUUCAAUGUAGCAUUUCCUGCUUCCUUUAUAAAAUUUAUUGCUUGAGGACUUCUAGAUGGGAAAUUUGCAUCAAUAUAGUUUAGCCACCUCCUUUUUCCUGGAAUGGUCCCCAAAGGUUUCAUGAUGCAAGAUUCUGAUGUCACUUUGAUUUACUUGGUGAGCUCACAUGUAGCAAUGACUGAAUGGAAAAUACUAGGUCAGCAUUGGUUCUCACAGUUCCUUUUUCUCCUCCUCUAGCAUGGAUGAGAGUGAGGACAUGCACAGUCUACUACUGACUGAUCCCAGCACCUUGCUUGUUGGGGGGCUCACCAGCCAUGUGAUAGAGAUAGACCUCAAUACAGUCCAAGAAACUCAAAAGGUAACACACGCUUCUCACAUAUCUGACCCUAAUGCGUUGCAUUGAUUCUGAUUACCCAGAACCAAAGAUGUUGAGGUUUUGUCAUGUUAAGCUUACACAAAGAUGAACAGGAAUCUCCACUGGAUAACAAAAUGACUGGUUUAAUCUUAAACAAAUUGUAACUCUGGAGCAGAACAGCAGGAGGAGAUCUUGUUCCUUGUUGUGAUGAUGUAUCCAAGUAGGCUUGGCUCCUGUUAUCGCCAGUCCAAAAUAUUUUUGUCUCCCAACCUAAAGAGAUGCUUUGGAGAUAUAAUAAUAAUGUUUUUGUCACCAGAAUUUUGAUUUAACAUAAAAGUAACGGGUUGAAGCCAAAAGUCUGAAAGUUCAAACAGAAAGUGAAAUGUCAACAUUCCUGUUUCUGACCUCAUGAAAAGAUAUUAACUUUCCCAUUUUUUUAAUUCGUCAGGAAAAAAAUGUUGCAACACAUCUAUAGGUUUCCCUAAUAAUAUCAUUUUUUAAAAGUGGCGCUUCUCAGCAUAAUAGUGUGUAUGAAAGUAAUGUAAGUUUUUUUCUGUAACAAAAAUUGUAGAAGCUUUCCAUAGUUUUAUCUGGAUGUACUGGAUCAAUAGAUGGAUAGAAAGAUACGGACACAUUUAUUGAUCUUGUUUGUAUGUAGUGCUAUAAUAAUAACAUUUUGUUACUUAUUCCUCACCCAUCUGAUUGGGUUGCCCCAGCAAUUCUGGGCAACUUCCAACGUGAUAUAAAAACACAGUUGGACAUCAAACAUUAAAAACUUCCCGAUACAGGACUGCCUUCAGAUGUCUUCGGAAAGUCGUGUAAUUGUUUAUUUCUUUGACAUCUGAUGAGAGAGCAUUCCACAGGCCACUACCAAGAAGGCCCUCUGCUUGGUUCUCUGUAGCUUCACUGCUCACUGUGAGGGAACUGCUAGAAGGCCCUUAGAGCUGGACCUCAUUUUUUAUAUUGUAUCCUUAAUCUUAUGAUAGAAGAAGGCUGCAUGCCAUGUUUUAUUUUUGCAAACAGAUGUCCAUUCAAAGGCAUUGCCACUGAAUUAUUUUUAUUUUUCCUUAUAUUGUCAUUCAGGUUGUUUUGUUUUUUAAGCAAACUUAUUUCUUCCUUUGGUGCUGCGUGGGAAAUAAUAGCCAUUCACCACUUGGCAGUUCUACCCUUUCCCCCUGAAUCAUGUAGCAUCUGUAUAUUCAUAGUGGUCUGCUUUGCCUCUGUCCAGAUCUUAAUCCCACUUUUUAUAUCUCUGUUUUAGUACACAGUGGAAGUGCCUGGGGUCACUAUCAUGAGACAGUCAAACCGUUUCUUCUUCUGUGGCCACACAUCAGGAAAGGUAACACUGAGCAUCUUAUCAUCACUGCCCCCCCCAAAUGUUUAAGAGCAACAGGCACUCCAGUAACACAGUGAGAGCUUGUGCCUUAUGAAAAUCAGUUCUUUUUCCCUUUAAAAUUGAAGCAAGACAUUCCAGUGCCAAACUUUCCACAUAUGUUGGUUUGACGGGGUGAAUUUCGGCUUGGAGUAUUUUUUAACAUUUUUUUAAAUGAGUAGGAAUCUGUACGGGUUACACUUCACACAGAGUCUGAUUGUUAUAUUUGAACUUGGGGAGCAGCUUUUAUUCCCCAAGUAGGACUGACUGGUUUUUGCAGUUGACAAACCACAUUCUGGCUUCAAACAACAUGACAGGUCAUACUAUGGCUUACAGUGGUACCUCUGGAUGCGAACGGGAUCCGUUCCAGAGUCCCAUUCGCAUCCUGAAGGGAACACAACCCGCAUGUGUGGGUCGUGAUUCGCCUCUCCCGCGCAUGCGCGUGAUGUCAUUUCGACCGUCUGCGCAUGCGCGAGCGGCAAAACCCGGAAGUAAUGCGCUCCAUUACUUCGACCCGAGGUAUGACUGUACAGUGGUACCUCGGGUUAAGUACUUAAUUCGUUCCGGAGGUCCGUUCUUAACCUGAAACUGUUCUUAACCUGAAGCACCACUUUAGCUAAUGGGGCCUCCUGCUGCCGCCGCGCCGCUAGAGCCCGAUUUCUGUUCUUAUCCUGAAGCAAAGUUCUUAACCUGAAGCACUAUUUCUGGGUUAGCGGAGUGUGUAACCUGAAGCGUAUGUAACCUGAAGCGUAUGUAACCCGAGCUACCACUGUAUUUGUGCCAUGUGCAGCGCCUGAUUGAUGUACAAAGGAGGUCUCUGACUUUACAAGAGGAACACAGAGAGAAAAAUGCCCAGUUAAUUCACUCGACGCCAUUCUAUUCCAUUGUUCUCUCGUGGUGCUUCUUUUAAAUCAAAUAUAGUAGGGUGUCUUCUGUUCCUUCCUUAGGUUUCCUUGCGUGAUCUCCGCACUUUUGCUGUGGAGCAUGAGUUUGAUGCCUACUCCGGUAGUCUGUCAGAUUUUGAUGUCCACGGCAACCUGCUGGUGACCUGUGGCUUCUCCAGCCGAAUGAAUGGCCUAGCCUGCGAUCGCUUCCUCAAGGUGUAUGACCUGCGCAUGCUGAGAGCCAUCACACCUCUGCAGGUCCACAUUGACCCUCUGUUUCUGAAGUUCAUUCCUACGUACACAUCUCGCCUUGCCAUCAUCUCCCAGACGGGUAGGUAGCUAGACCACAGAGGCCACGUUGCCUCACCCUCUGCUUUGGAUGUGCUGGGACUUCAGAGUCCUGUCCUGUUUGAAUCUAGCCACCUUCAAGAGAUGCCCACAGUGUGACGAAUCGAGUCAAGCUCGGGGCAGUUUGCAUUAAGAGACCUGCAGAGAAACCACACAUCUGAUUUGCUCUUCCUUUCUUUUUUUUCUUUUCCCCCAAUAAUUUUUAUUAAGUUUCAUACAAAUAUAGCACAUACUGUAAAACAAGUACAAAAAUAAAAAACAAAUAAAACUAGUAAAAUGAAUAAAAACAGAAAAUAUAACAGCAAACACAUAAACAACACAGAUUAGUUAAUUAAUAAAACUUCCAAUCUCAUAAACAUAUCAUUUGACUUCCUCUAGUCCCUCCCAUCUGAAUUUCCUUGUAUCUGAAUGUAACAGUUUUCCAAUAUCAUUAUUCAAAAACAAUAUUCCAAUUAUAAUCAGAUUUCUUAACUUUUCUUAACAUUCUAAAUCUCAUUUAUUUAACUAUUAAUUUAAUCCUAAGCCUGUUUGGUACUUUCAAGUGACUUCUAAUUUUUAAUAUUACAAUAUUUAUUCAAAUAGUCUUUAAAUUUCUUCCAAUCUUCUUGAUAUUCCUCUUCUUUCUGGUCGCGGAUCCUUCCAGUAAGGUCAGCUAGCUCCAUAAAGUCCAUCAUCUUCAUCUGCCAAUCUUCCACAGUUGGUAAUUCUUGCGUUUUCCACUUUUGGGCUAUUAAAAUUCGUGAUUUGCUCUUCCUUUCUAGGUCAGUGUCAGUUCUGCGAACCCACCGGAUUGGCCAAUCCGGCUGACAUCUUCCACGUCAAUACCGUGGGCCAGCUGAUCAUGAGCUUUGAUGUGUCUGCCAGCAAACAAGCCAUGGUUUUUGGAGACUCCGAGGGCUGUGUCCACCUGUGGACUGACUCGCCCGAGAUCACCUUCAAUGCCUACUCCCGGGAGACUGACUUUGCUUUGCCUUGCAUUGUGGACACCUUGCCCCACCUUGACUGGAACCAGGAUCUCAUGCCUCUGUCGCUUAUACCUGUGCCGCUGACCACCGAGUCCCUGUUGUCAGAUUGGCCGGUUUCCAACUCUGCCCCUGCUCCCAGGUAGUUCUUUAGAAUAGGAAAUCUAGAGAGAAGUACAGACCUUUAGGGUCUAGGGGUGGGGAACCUCAGAACUGUGGGCCAAAUGAGGGCCUCUGUCUGGCCCUCAGUACUCUUUUUGUCUGGCUGUAAUGUGUCCUUGAGCUCCAUUAAUGCCUCUUGCCUAGAUGGGCAAUAGAGAGGCGUGUGUGCAGAAACUAGCUUUCUGUACAAAAGUAAAAUUCACAUUUGUUUCUCUGCCCACUUUUACCGCUUGCCCCUCCCACCACCAUCAUGUGGACCCUGGAAGUUCUCAGGCUGCAAAAGGUUCCCCACCCCCACUUUCUUGGGUGGUGGUUUGAGAGUUCUUGGUGGUUUCCUUUCUUCUAAUUUGCUCCUUGUUGAUAUCGGGCUGUAAUUUAAUUACCGUAUUUUUCGCUCCAUAAGACGCACUUUUUCCCUCCUAAAAAGUAAGGGGAAAUGUGUGUGCAUCUUAUGAAGCGAAUGCAGGGGGGAGGCAGGCAGGAAAAGCCCCCAAGAGCCGCACACAAGCUCUGCGCGGCUCUUGUGGGCUUUUCCCCAGGAGGGAGAAGGGACUGACGCGGCCAGUCAGUCUCUUCUCCCUCCUCAUAGAAAAGCCCGCAGGAGCCACACGCUCCUUAAAAGGUGCAAGGCUCCUGUGCGCUUUUGCGGGAGGUGGGGGAAUUGCCAUAGCUGCGUGCAGCCUCUCCCGGCCGGAGAGGUUGUGCACAGCUAAAGAGGAAGCCAAGACAGCCAGCGGGAUGGAUCCCGCUCGCUGUCUUGGCUUCUUUGCUCUUUGGGGCUGGGGGGGGGGAACCGGGCUUCCCCCAGCAGCCCCAAGAAGCUGCUCUUUGAAGCUGAGGGGGGAAAUAAUAUUUUUCCCCUUGAUUUCCCCCUCUAAAAACUAAGUGAGCCUUAUGGUCUGGUGCGCCUUAUGGAGCGAAAAAUACGGCACUUUGUUCUUUUACAUUACAGUGGUACCUUGGUUCUCAAACAUAAUCUGUUCCGGGAGUCCGUUCAACUCCCAAAACCGUUCGAAAACCAAGGCACAGCUUCCGAUUGGCUGCAGGAGCUUCCUGCACUCAGGCAGAAGCCACGUCGGAUGUUCGGCUUCCAAAAUACAUUCUCAAACUGGAACACUUCCUGGUUUGCAGCGUUUGGGAGCUGAUUUGUUCGGCAACAAAGAUGUUCGGGAGCCAAGGUCCCACUGUAUAGACGUUGCAUGUUAUUCUGUAUUUAAAAAGGUAAAGGGACCCCUGACCAUUAGGUCCAGUCACGGACGACUCUGGGGUUGCGGCACUCAUGGCUCUGUGGUUUAGACCACAGCGCCACCCGCGUCCCACUUAUUCUGUAUUUACCCCUCUUUAAAUAUUAUUUUAAUUCACUCUGGGUAUCCUGGGAGGAACAUAAGAUUCCUUUCAGAGUCUGGUAACAUUGCAUCCAGUAAUAGAGGUAGGGGAUUUUUAAUUCUUCCAAUAUCUGGGCACGGUCCCUGGGAUCCCACAGCUCCCCAAAUAAAUGGCUGCAUCUCUUUGGGAAGCUUGCCUCGCUGCUUUGGGGAGUUCACUGUCAAAUGGGGUUGGAAGGCGUUGUCUGAGCCACAGUUUGUUUUGUAGACGAGCCCCAGCGGUUGACCCAGAGAUCCUUCGUGCCAUGAAGAAAGUUGGCUUCAUUGGAUAUGCUCCAAACCCCAGGAACAAGCUCCGAAACCAGGUAGCUAGUUGGCUGUUUGGCACUUUCACGCCUGUUGAACACCUUGAGAGUUGUACUUCUUGGGUGAUGGUUAUUUGUUGUUUAGUCAUUUAGUCGUGUCCGACUCUUCGUGACCCCAUGGACCAGAGCACACCAGGCACUCCUGUCUUCCACUGCCUCCCGCAGUUUGGUCAAACUCAUGCUGGUAGCUUCGAGAACACUGACCAACCAUCUCGUCCUCUGUCGUCCCCUUCUCCUUAUGCCCUCCAUCUUUCCCAACAUCAGGGUCUUUUCCAGGGAGUCUUCUCUCCUCACGAGGUGGCCAAAAUAUUGGAGCCUCAGCUUCAGGAUCUGUCCUUCCAGUGAGCACUCAGGGCUGAUUUCCUUCAGAAUGGAGAGGUUUGAUCUUCUUGCAGUCCAUGGGACUCUCAAGAGUCUCCUCCAGCACCAUAAUUUAAAAGCAUCAAUUUUUCGGCGACCAGCCUUCUUUCUGGUCCAGCUCUCACUUCCAUACAUCACUACUGGGAAAACCAGAGCUUUAACUAUGUAUUGUUAAAUAUCUUGUUUACUCCAGAACGGCUUGUGGUUUAGGGUGUGGCUGGGGAACUGAUUUCUUCAUCUGAAUUCUGAAUAUGUUUCCUUUAGAUUUGUAAUGCCACAGAAUAUGCUGAUUUUUUGUUUUUUUUUAAGGAAGGUAGAUCCUGCUGGGUAUAGCUUAGCUUAAGAACCAGCACGUCCUGUAACCUCACAUAACCUGAAAUUUAAAAUGCUGCUUUAGAAGUGGAUGCCAGCUAACACUUUGAUUGCCUAUCUGCUUCUGCCUCAUAGGGUGAGAGGCAGCUCCAUGUGUUGUGUUGUGUUGUGUUGUGUUGUGUUGUGUUGUGUUGUGUUGUGUGUCACUUACAUGGAUGUGCAUUUUGGAGCCAACAUGGUGAGAAAAAGCCAGGUAGCAGCCUUAGGAUCAUAGAAUUGUAGAGUUGGAAGCGAUCCCGAGGAUCAUCUAUUCUAGGCAUCCCCAACCUUCAGCCCUCCAGAUGUUUUGGACUACAAUUCCCAUAAUCCCUGGCCACUGGUCCUGUUAGCUAGGGAUCAUGGGAGUUGUAAGCCAAAACAUCUGGAGGGCCGCAAGUUGGGGGUGCCUGAUCUAGUCCAUGGGUAGGCAAACUAAGGCCUGGGGGCCGGAUCCAGGCCUAAUCGCCUUCUAAAUCCGGACGGUCCGGGAAUCAGCGUGUUUUUACAUGAGUAGAAUGUGUCCUUUUAUUUAAAAUGCAUCUCUGGGUUAUUUGUAGGGCCUGCCUGGUGUUUUUACAUGAGCAGAAUGUGUGCUUGUAUUUAAAAUACAUUUCUGGGUUAAUUGUGGGGCAUAGGAAUUUGUUCAGUUCUUUUUUCCAGAAUAUAGUCUGCCCCCCCUUGCAAGGUCUGAGGGACAGUGGACCUCUGCUGGAAAAGUUUGCUGACCCCUGAUCAGUUGAACCCCCUGCAAUGCAGGAUUAUGCAGCUGCCCCAUUAAGGGAUCGAACCUGCAACCUUGGCAUUGUCAGUACCACGCUCUAAGCAACUGAGCUAUCCAGGCUCCUUGGUGUUUUAGGUUCAAACAGGGUGCAUGCGGUAUUUUUCACAUGCUCCUACCUCUCUUCUGAUAUCUGAGGGUAGCUCAUUCUGAUAUUAGAAAGUCCAAAAUUGGAAAGGUUACAGUGCAGAAGCUCUGUGGAUUGGCAUCCCACUGUCUUUUUCAGAUUCCCUAUCGACUGAAAGAGCUGGACAACGAGUUUGAUAAUUUCAGCCAGGUCCCUGAAUCCCCCAUUGGACGGGAAGAGGAACCGCAUAUCUACAUGGUGGCAAAGAAAUACAGGAAGGUCUGUGUUUAAACACUUGCCAGGGUGUUGGAUAUUUUGCAGAGGAAGGUAUGAACGAAUGUAUAUUUGAUAUAUAAUGGAAGGAAUUCAGCAUUGUACUACUUCGAUCUUUUCGUCAGGGCAAGCAUUUCAGCUUACAGACAGAACAAUUCCCCCUCUUCUUCCCCUGCAUUCUGUUCCAGGGGUUCUCCCGACCCCAUUGAGCUAAUUUUGUGGGGCACAUGAGGUGAGUGGGGGGAAAACCCUGUUGUACAAGUAGAAGUCUUUCUGGUGGUCUUCUGCUGAUGGGACUCCUUAGUUGAAGCCUGCCCCAUAUCUACAGAGGGAGAUGCAAAGCGUUUUCAGGAAGAAAAGUGACUAGGAAGAAGAAGAAGAGUUUGGAUUUGGUAUCCCGCUUUAUCACUACCCUAAGGAGUCUCAAAGCGGCUAACAUUCCCCUUUCCCUUCCUCCCCCACAACGGACACUCUGUGAGGUGAGUGAGGCUGAGAGACUUCAGAGAAGUGUGACUAGCCUAAGGUCACCCAGCAGCUGCAUGUGGAGGAGUGGAGACGUGAACCCGGUUCCGCAGAUUACGAGACUACCACUCUUAACCACUACACCACACUGGCUUUCUAGGGGCACCAGAAGGCAGCACGAAGGGCCAUGCACUUUGAAGCCAGCCUUAUAAAUUCCCAUUCUGUCCCAGCAUAAAUUAGACUAUGGUAGAACAGUCCUCUCUCUUGCAUAAUGAAAGCUUGCCAGACCAGGGUGGGUAGAAGUCUUGCGCACAGCCUGUUCCUUGCGAGGCAGAUUGCCUCAUGUUGCCAUCUGUGAAGCAAGAAAAGCGAAUGGGGAUUUUCGUGUUACCUCCAUUCGUGGGUUUGAGUCACAUGAGAACAGCCCUGAAAUCUGCAUUGCGAUCUCGGCUUCUGGGCAGAUUAAGAUCUCGAGAGAAUCGGAUGAGCUCGUGCAGGUACCUUGCGGAGGUGCAGGUGUGCCAGAAACAAAGAGCCUUUGAACAGUUUCACUUGGGCUGUGGUUCUCUUCCUCAUGUUGGCGUGUCGAAUAAGUGUGUGCUCCCGUGUAAACAAUAUCCUUGCUGUACAAUUAUAUUUUCUUUCCUGAUGUAGGUCACAAUUAAAUACUCCAAGUUGGGCUUGGAGGACUUUGACUUCAAACAUUACAACAAGACUCUCUUUGCCGGGCUAGAGCCCCAUAUUCCAAAUUCCUACUGCAACUGCAUGAUCCAGGUGGGUGCAAAGUUGCUUUCUCUGUGAUGGAUUGCCUCCGCCUUCCUGUGAUAACCUCGGUCUCAUCUACCCAUCUUCCUUUCUUCAGGUCCUGUAUUUCCUAGAGCCGGUGCGCUGCCUGGUCCAGAACCACUUGUGCCAGAAAGAGUUCUGCCUGAGCUGUGAGCUGGGCUUCCUCUUCCACAUGCUGGAUUUGUCCAGAGGAGACCCUUGUCAGGUAAAGAUGGGCAAAUGGAAGGCACCGUGCAGAAUCCUUCCAUCUUUCACAGGAUGCUUUUUGGAGUAGAGAUGUCUAUUCGGAGUCAUAGGCAGGAAAGCCUAUGAGACUGAAACAGGCCUUGAUUAGCAUUACAGUGGUACCUCGGGUUAAGUACUUAAUUCGUUCCGGAGGUCCGUUCUUAACCUGAAACUGUUCUUAACCUGAAGCACCACUUUAGCUAAUGGGGCCUCCUGCUGCCACCGCACUGCCGGAGCACGAUUUCUGUUCUCAUCCUGAAGCAAAGUUCUUAACCUGAAGCACUAUUUCUGGGUUAGCGGAGUCUGUAACCUGAAGCGUAUGUAACCUGAAGCGUCUGUAACCUGAGGUACCACUGUAUUUUUUUCUUGGCAAAGAUGUGGGCAGACAGGUGGGUGGAAGGAGGGGCUGCCUGUCCUGGGAUGAGCCAUUGAUGAUGAUGAUGAUGAUGAUGAUGAUGAUAUUAUUAAUAAUAAUAAUUUAUUUAUACCCUGCCCAUCUGGCUGGGUUUCCCCAGCCACUCUGGCCAGCUCCCAACAGAAUAUUAAAAACACGAUAAAACAUCAAACAUAAAAAACUUCCCUAAACAGGGCUGUCUUCUAAAAGUCAGAUAGUUAUUUAUUUCCUUCACAUCUGAUGGGAGGGCAUUCCACGGGGCGGGCGCCACUACCAAGAAGGCCCUCUGCCUAGUUCUCUAACCUCACUUGUCGUAGUGAGGGAACUGCCAGAAGGCCCUCGGAGCUGGACCUCAGUGUCCGGGCUGAACGAUGGGGGUGGAGACGCUCCUUCAGGUAUGCUGGGCCGAGGCUCAGCCAAGACACGUGCGUAGCUGUGGAGCACUGUUGGGGGCAGAAAUGUGACUCACACUCUUCCAUCUGCUGUGCUAAAGUGCAGGCCACUUGCAUGUGGGGGCAGCCCAGGGCAGCCCUGCCAUCCAAAGUAGCAGCUCCCUUCGUGCUGGCUCCUAUCUAUUGUGCUGCAGAGCUGUGUGGCAGAAAUGGGGCUGUGGUCUCCUUGGGGUUGUAGCACAAUUGGGGUGUUAAUUAUCCCACCCAGGUUCUCUCAAAGAAUUGAAUGGGGCUGGUCUAAGGAGUUUGCUUCACACACCCUGCCAGAAGUUCCCAUCUGGCCUUGGCUGGUUGCCCCAGACUUUAGAAGGAAUUUGAGAAGCACUGCCGACUCCUUCUCCCCAGCCUUACUCUAUGAGCUGAUCAGAAAAUGUGCCUCUGUAUAGUCAUUUUCUGCUCCGUGCUCUAGGCCCCAAUCAUAAGUACAAUACCCUUUCUCUUGAGUAGGCCUCUCACAACUUGGGAAUGGACUGCUUACAAAUGUAGACUUUGGAUAAAUAUGACAUUGUAUUGGACAUGUUUAUACAAAGUGUAGUAGGCUAUUAAUAUUUGCAUACGUAUUAGGAUAAUAUCAAAUUUUUAUAAGAACGUAUGGUUUUAGGGUAUUUUCUCAUAUAUUGAAUGUAUUCGUAUAUUCACAUUUUUGUGUUUUUCAUUUUUUUUAUUUGCAUCACUUUAUUUCUUUAUUAUUGAGACCUUUUCAAUAAGAGAUUACAGUUGUACCUUGGUUGCCAAACGCCUUGGAACUUGUACGUUUCAGCUUCCAAACGAUCGAAAACCGGAAACGAGUGUUUGAGCCAAUCAGAAGCCGCUCUUUGGUUUCCAAACAUGUUUUUGUUUUUUUGGGUUUUUUUUAAUGAUAUUUAUUAAAAUUUCAAAGAAUACAAGAAUUACACAAAAACAAAAAGUAAAAAUACAAGAAAAUACAAAAUACAGCAACAAGAAUAAAAAACCCUUAUUAAGGUAUAACAAAGAAAUGAAAAAUAAAAAGAAACAUACAAAAUAAAAACAGUUAAAAACACAUUAAUUUUCCAUAGCAUAUCUUCCUUACACUUAUUUCCCCGGACCUCCUCGUACCUCCCUUUUUUGUAUUCCAGUUCAGUUUGCUAGUUCAGCAAAUCCUUACCAUUAAGCUUUGGUUUCCAAACAUUUUGGAAGUCGAAUGGACUUCCGGAACGGAUUCUGUUCGACUUCCAAGGUACCAAAAAAUAGAAACAAAAGAAAAAAAUGAGUAGGCCUUUGUCCCCAAACAAACUACAAUGACUUAUCCUGGGCUGAGGGAGUGUGUUAGGCCUUUGAGCUCAUCAUGUCAUGCUACUCCUGCCCUGUGGCAGCUGUCAGAACAGCACAGCUGCCUGCCACUAUUAUCCGUGAGCUACUAUUCCUCUUGACACUCACCCAACUCAGUCCCCCACCUCCUUUGCCCAGCUUGCAUUUUGUUCUUACGUUCAUGAGCGAGUGCGCAUGCUCACAUGCGUUCCAAGCCUAUCGUGCCUGUGAGGAGGAAUAGAAGAACACUUUGGAGCUCAGUUCUUCAGGGUUUUGGUUGGGCUUGAGCGCACCCAGAAUUUUAUUUUUUAAAAAAUACAAGGCCAUUUCCUUCAUUUCAGGGCAGCAACUUCCUCCGCGCCUUCCGCACCAUUCCGGAGGCAGCUGCUUUGGGGCUGAUCUUGGCGGACUCUGACGAGGCUACAGGGAAAGUGAAUCUAGGCCGUUUGGUUCAGAGCUGGAAUCGCUUCAUUCUGACCCAGCUCCAUCAGGAAACUCAAGAGCAGGAGGGACCUCAGGCUUACCGAGGCAUUGGCAGCAGGUAACGGUCAUGUCCUUCCCCCCUUUUUUUUAAUCUCUUGGAAACUUUGAGAACCUGCAUGCCUGUUUCUUCUGCUUCCUCUCCUAGGUCUAACUUGGUUUAAAGUAUAUUUCCAAAUUGUUUCAGUCUGUCCUGUUCUGACCUCAGAUACAGACUAUGCCCUAACGCAGGUGAGCACAGCCAAAGUCACGGCUGAGCACACUGAUGAGGUUUACCCCAUGUAUCAUCCUCUGCUUUUGUUUUUUUUUGUUUUUUUAGGGAAAUUUUUAAUGUUUUUUUUUUUUAAAUAAUUUUUUAUUAAAGUUUUAAACAACAAAAAAAGAAAAACAACACACACAAAAAACAAUACAAAACUUAACAAUAUAAACACAAAACAAUUAAAAACAAACUCUCUUUUCCAUUUCCAAUUUUAAGUUACUUAUUUUCUGGACUUCCUCAUACCUCCCUCUUUUGUAUUCCAAUCCACAUUAUUUGUCCAGCAGUUUCUUUUCCACUUUUUUAAUCCCAAUCUUUAAUUUAAUAAAAUGUUAUAAUAUAUAACUUCAACUUUUUUUUUAAACCUAAUCCUUUAAUCUUAAUAUCAUAUAACUUUAAAGUUUCCCCUUUUAAAAUCAAAUUUCCAUUUCUUUAAACUUCUUUAAUCUUAAUCUUUAAUCUCAAUCUAUCCUUAACUUUAACCUGUGCAGCUGGAAACCACUUGUUUUCAGUCCAUCAUCACUCUAACAUUCCUUAAUUUUGCAGUGUUUCUGAAGAUAGUCUUUGAAUUUCUUCCAGUCUUCCUCCAUCGACUCUUCUCCCUGGUCUCGGAUUCUGCCAGUCAUUUCCGCCAAUUCCAUAUAGUCCAUAAGUUUCAUCUGCCAUUCCUCCCGCGUGGGAAGUUCUUGUGUCUUCCAAUACUUCGCGAUAAGUAUUCUUGCUGCUGUUGUUGCAUACAUAAAGAAAGUUCUAUCCUUUUUUAACACCAUUUGGCCGACUAUGCCCAGUAUCAUCCUCUGCUUUUGAUCCCCUUCUCCCCCAGCUGGCAGAAAUCUCCUUUCCAGUAGACACAAAAGCUGUGUCUCCUUCUCAUUCCUCCUGUUGGCUCUCUAGCCUUCGAUUCUGUUUGAGAGGAAGAAGGGUUUUCCCAUGCUUUCCUCCCCAAACCAGCCUUCCCAUCAACCAUGCAUGAGAGAGAAGGCCAUGACUACUGGUGGCAGAAGGCACACAUGCGCAGAGGGUGUACCUGGGAUAUGCCGACUUAAACUACUGUGUAGAGAUCUUUCCUAUUCUAAUUAAUUCAAGAGGGUUCUGGAAGCUUCUGUGUGCGAAAGAAGCAAGCAGAAGGUUCAUGUUUGGGUUACAGUGGUACCUGUAAUUCAUUCCGGAGGUCCGUUCUUAACCCAAAACCGUUCUUAACCUGAGGUGCGCUUUUGCUAAUGGGGCCUCCCGCUGCCGCUGUGCCACCAUGUGUCUUCUGCUCGCAUCCCAGAGCAAAGUUCUCUACCAGGAGACCUACUUCUGGGUUAGCAGAGCUCAUUACCCAAAACGUUCGUAAGGAAGACAGUACGUAACCUGAGGUUCCAGUGUAUUCCUUCAUAGAAGCUAAGUACAGCUGGCUUAAACUGGUUCUCUUAUCUCUUUCUGUCAAGGUCAUGCUGACUAUAAAAGUAGGGCCGGAAGGAGCCUGGACUUCACUUUCUCUUUCUAUCUCUUUUCCUUCUGUUGUGGUGUUCUGUACAUAGCAUCCUUAGUUUUAAGGUUUAGACUUACUAUAAGUUAUUGUCAGUUUCCCCCCUUUUCUUCCUAAUGCAACACUAAUGUCUCAACAAAUGAAACUGAUCUGUAGAAAAUGUAACUUGAAAAAAGAGACAUUGCACAUACUUUUGUAAACCAAGAAAUCUUUAAUAAAAAAUACAUUAAAAUAAAAAAGUAAAAUCCGCAGCAACUGGAUUUCUUAUGGACGGUGCCAAUCCUGAAUGUACUGGAUUUGUGAGCAUUAUGCUCAUUUGCUUCAGUAGCAGUAAAGCUCUGCUGGAUGAAAUACAAUUGCCUCUGGUAUAUUUUCUGGGAAUCCUGCAAUGUGUUUAAGUUGUUACUCUGCUAACUAUACGUUGGAAUCUAUUCUGGAUCAAUACUGAGUAGAAUUCCAUGACACUGUUGGAGUGCCAUCCGCUUUCUAAAGUUCAGAAUUUGAACUAUGGGCAAACUACAGAGCACUGCACGAUUGGCUCAUGCUGACGAUGACUGCACACCGCUUUCAGAGCUAGUGGCAAUGUGAAAGCCAGUUGCAAGGGAGAUUGCUAUUACGCUCAUGUCCUGUUUGCAAGCUUUCCCAGAGGCUUCUGGCUGGCCUCUGUUGGAAGCAGGAUACUGGGUUAGCUAGGCCCUUGGUCUGAUUCAGCAGCGUUGCUCUUCUCAGGUUACAUGGGAUUGCAACCAACUGUCACAUUCCCUGUUUGGUUGUGUUUUCCGCCUGAAAAGGGUUGUUGUUGUUUAGUCGUGUCCAACUCUUCGUGACCCCAUGGACCAGAGCACGCCAGGCACUUCUGUCUUCCACUGCUUCCUGCAGUUUGGUCAAACUCAUGCUGGUAGCUUCGAGAACACUGUCCAACCAUCUCAUCCUCUGUCGUCCCCUUCUCCUUGUGCCCUCCAUCUUUCCCAACAUCAGGGUCUUUUCCAGGGAGUCUUCUCUUCUCAUGAGGUGGCCAAAGUAUUGGAGCCUCAGCUUCAGGAUCUGUCCUUCCAGUGAGUGCUCAGGGCUGAUUUCCUUAAGAAUCUGCUUGCAGUCCAUGGGACUCUCAAGAGUCUCCUCCAGCACCAUAAUUCAAAAGCAUCAAUUCUUCGGCGAUCAGCCUUCUUUAUGGUCCAGCUCUCACUUCCGUACAUCACUACUGGGAAAAUCAUAGCUUUAACUAUACGGACCUUUGUUGGCAAGGUGAUGUCUCUGCUUCUUAAGAUGCUGUCUAGGUUUGUCAUUGCUUUUCUCCCAAGAAGCAGGCGUCUUUUAAUUUCGUGACUGCUGUCACCAUCUGCAGUGAUCAUGGAGCCCAAGGAAGUAAAAUCUCUCACUGCCUCCAUUUCUUCCCCUUCUAUUUGCCAGGAGGUGAUGGGCCCAGUGGCCAUGAUCUUCGGUUUUUUGAUGUUGAGCUUUGGACCAUAUUUUGCGCUCUCCUCUUUCACCCUCAUUAAAAGGUUCUUUAAUUCCUCCUCACUUUCUGCCAUCAAGGUUGUGUCAUCUGCAUAUCUGAGGCUGUUGAUAUUUCUUCCGGCAAUCUUAAUUCCGGCUAGGGAUUAAGAUUGGGCUGAAAAGAUGAAAAUGGUUAGGGCCCAACAAUCCCAACUUAGCUAUGUUUGGAAGCUGUUGUCUUGUGAAGUAACUGGCAGAGGUGUUUCAGCAUCUCCCUCCUAAAUACUGAACCCGGCACUCUGCUGAUCUUGCCUUGUCUUUUCUAGCAACUUCGGAUCUUCAGGGGACUCGGUCAUCGGGCAGCUUUUCAGCUGUGAAGUGGAGAACUGCAGCAUGUGCCGCUGUGGCAAAGAGACUGUCCGUGUAUCGUCCACACUCCUCUUUACGUUGUCCUACCCUGAGAGCAACGGUAUGACUUUUAAGGGGUGAGAGUGCAUGGGUGGGAAAAGCACAGAGUUGAAUGGAAUGGGGAUUGUUUCAUUCUUUAAACCAGGGGCAGAAGGUGUGGGCUUGUUGCCUUUCAGUUGGUUCUUGUAAGCUUACGGGGCUGGAACAACUUGCCUGGAAAGGCACUGGCUAGGGUUCUCAAAAUAGGAUAGGAGCAUCUGUAGAAUGGUGCAGGGUUAGGGUUUUCUUCUGCGCUCUUCUGGUUAAGUUUUACCGUAUUUUUCGCUCUAUAGGACGCACCGGACCAUAGGAGGGGGAGAACAGGAAAAAAAAAGAUUCUCCCCCUCUCUGCUCAGCACCCCUUCAGCGAAGCGGGAGGAGAAAUGGAGCCCCUUCCAUUUCUCCUCCCGCUUCACUGAAGGGGCGCUGCGCACAGAGGGAAAACUGUUAAGCGCCUCUCCAGCGAAGCAAAGCCUGGAGAGCAAGAGUGAUAGGUGUGCACCGACCCCUCUCACUCUCCAGGCUUCAGGCAGCUAUCCGCAAGCCUUCGGAGCACAGCGGGAACUCCUGCUGCACUCCGAAGGCUUGCGGAUAGCUGCCUGCAGCCCCCAGAGUGCAGCGGGAGUUCCCUGCCUUCCGCGGGCUUCAGGCAGCUUCAGCGAAAGCAACCCGGAGCCUCCGGAGUGCGGGGGGAGCUCUCCCUCUGUGCUUUGGAGGCUUCGCGUUGCUAUCGCUGAAGCCAAGGAGCCUGUAUUCGCUCCAUAGGAUGCACACACAUUUCCCCUUCAUUUUUGCAGGGGAAAGAGUGCGUCCUAUGGAGCGAAAAAUAUGGUACUUCUUGAUUUGAUCUUUUUGGAAAUUAAAAUCCCCUCCUUUUUUCCUUCCCUCCUUUUAAGAUAAAAUCAAGGAUUAUGAAUUUGCUCAGAUCUUAAAGCGAAGCAUCUGCCUGGAACAGAACACCCAAGCCUGGUGCGAAAACUGCGAGAAAUACCAACCCACGGUAAGUGGGGAGGGAACAGUUGCAUAGAGCAAGCCCGUGUGAAUGGACUACCUGGACCAGGGCUGCAGCAUUGAUACAGGGGAAUCUAAUGUGUCUUGCAAGGCUGCAUCAGCCAGUAUGGGCCUGAGAACGCAAGCACUGCAGAGCACUUGAUAAGAGAACUGACCACCCCAAAGUUUCUAUCAGUUUCCAGGUCUCCAGCUAGUACGGUCUCAGAUAAAGCAUCCUUACGCUGGGAAGUUUAAAUUCUUAAGCUGAUACCGCAGACGGGGCAAGAAAUUCUAGGGGGCAAAUAUGAUUUCAUCUCCGCUCACUUCAGCCAUCGGCAUCUUAGGAAACCUCUGGUGGUGCCAUCUGUUAAAAAGCAAGAGAUUAUUAGAUCAAUUUGCAUUCCUUGUGACUGCAAAAACAGUGUUUCUCAAACUUGGGUCUCCAGCUGUUGUUGGACUACAACUCCCAUCAUCCCAAGCUAGCAGGUCAGGGGUGAUGGGAGUUGUAGUCCCAGCAACAGCUGGAGGCCCAAAUUUGGGAAGCACUGCUGUAAAAUAAAGCUGCAACAGUAGUACCAAGCAUGAAUCUGUGUCGCUUGCUCUUACAUUGCACAUCUUCUCUCUGCUCUUCAAGGUCCAGACCCGCAACAUCCGCUGCCUGCCUGAUGUUUUGGUCAUUAAUUGUGAAGUAAACAGCUCCAAGGAGGCAGAAUUCUGGAAGAUGCAGGCAGAGGUAUAGGAGAGUGCCUUUUUCUUUUUCUUUUCGGUUUCCAUUCAGUUGCCUUUCGAGGGCACCCUUAAACCAGAUCACUCAAUACUUUGAUUGCUUCCCUGUCUACUAUGGGGGAGCAGGAGCAAGAGUGCACUGUACACACACACAAACACACACAAACAAACACACAGACCCUGCCAACCAGCAAUGCCAACUCCCAACCUCACUGGUUGUUCAAAUAAGGUGUAUGUGCAGACAAUCCAGCACAUGCAAGCUCAUGUCAAGGUUGUCUGUUUCCAAAAUAAGAUUUGGGAAAUGGACCUCACAAUCUGAGAAUAUCCUCUUGGGCCCUUGUUCAGAUGUGAAACCCCAUGUGAAUGGCCAGAGGUUUUGGAGGCAGGGCAGAUGUGCGCGGUGAGUGGGUUGGCGCUGUGGUCUAAACCACUGAGCCUCUUGGGUUUGCUGAUCAGAAGGUCAGCGGUUCCAAUCCCCACGACGGGGUGAGCUCCCGUUGCUCUGUCCCAGCUCCUGCCAGCCUAGCAGUUUGAAAGCACACCAGUGCAAGUAGAUAAAUAGGUACUGCUCCAGCGGAAAGGUAAACAGCUUUUCUGUGCACUCUGGCUUCCAUCACAGUGUUCCGUUGAACCAGUAGCAGUUUAGUUAUGCUGGCCACUUAACCCAGAGAGCUGUCUGUGGACAAACAGUGGCUCCCUUGGCCUGAAAAGUGAGAUGAGCGCCGCAACCCCAAUGUUACCUCUGACUGGAUUUAACCAUCCAGGGGUCCUUUGCCUUUUACCUACCUUCUAUUUGGCACAGUAUAACAUUUUACCUAGGGAUGCGGGCGGCGCUGUGGUCUAAACCACUGAGCCUCUUGGGCUUGCCGAUCAGAAGGUUGGCAGUUCAAAUCCCCAUGAAGGGGUGAGCUCCUGUUGUAUGAUCCCAGCUCCUGCCAACCUAGCAGUUCAAAAGCACGUCAAAGUGCAAGUAGAUAAAUAGGUACUGUUCCGAAGGGGAGGUAAAUGGCGUUUUUGUGUGCUGCUCUUGUUCACCAGAAGCGGCUUAGUCAUGCUAGCCACAUGACCUGGAAGCUGUACGCCGGCUCCCUCGGCCAGUAAAGCGAGAUGAGCCCCACAACCCCAGAGUCGUUCGCGACUGGACUUAACUGUCAGGGGUCCUUUACCUUUUUUUUAACAUUUCACCUGGCCCCUCAUCUUGACUCGCUCCUGGAACUGGCAUGAGGAGGUAGUCAGGGUUUUGCGUUAAGUGAAAUCACUCGGCAUUUGACUGUACGUUUAUUGAGAUCUUUGAAAUAUAAGCAGUGGAUUACUGAAAGAACUAACGACGAGGAAGCUGAGAUAAAACAUAUGUGUUGUGAAACAGCUAAUAAAAAGAAGUAAAAAACAAACAUCAGGAAAGGAGGGGUGGGAAGUCAAGAAGAAAGUUUGUGUUGAAGAAGAAAUUGGAUACAGUGAUAAUUGUUUUGGAAUAUUUUUGGAGACAUUAAAAAUAUAUAUAGAAAAGAGAUGUUUCUACUUCUAGUUUACCUUUUAUUUUCAGUAUGCCUUUAAGAAGUUGAUGAUGAAGAAAGGUGGUCUGGAACUCCCCCAAAGUAGAGAAAUACCUGUUGGGGAAUGGUAAGCAUUUAUCAACUAGGUGUGCUUCCUAGAAUAAAAACUCUACUUUUUUUGUCUAGAAAAGCCUUUUUUUUUUGUUCUCUCCAAUUCAAUCAAGGGACGCGGGUGGUGCUGUGGGUUAAACCAUUGAGCCUAGGACUUGCCGAUCAGAAGGUCAGCGGUUCAAAUCCCUGUGACGGGGUGAGCUCCCGUUUCUCAGUCCCAGCUCCUGCCCACCUAGCAGUUCGAAAGCACGUCAAAGUGCAAGUAGAUAAAUAGGUACCGCUCCAGCGGGAAGGUAAAUGGCGUUUCCGUGUGCUGCUCUUGUUCACCAGAAGCGGCUUAGUCAUGCUGGCCACAUGACCCGGAAGCUGUAGGCCGGCUCCCUCGGCCAAUAAAGCGAGAUGAGCACCGCAACCCCAGAGUCUGCCACGACUGGACCUAAUGGUCAGGGGUCCCUUUACCAAUUCAGUACUACUUGUGUUCUUACCCUUCCUUUAGCGAUUUUUUUUUUAACGGUUGAAAGGCGAUAUCAUGUCUACCUCCGUUUUGUUUAUACUACGUUAUGCAGCAGAAAGGGCACAGAGCAGAAAACUGCAGCAGUAAAAUGACAAUGACAGUACAGAUUGGGAAACGUGGAACAUCAUAUUUAGGGUAUCUAGAAUUCUGUAUAAACAACUUGUGCAUUGCUUUGUAACGAUUUGUUGGGUCUCUGGACCGUAAUAAAGAUUGAUGAUGAUAAACACCUUUCAGAGAAGCUCAGACUGCAUUGAAUUGUACGAAGCCUCCUGUUUGUGUGUUUUCUUGCCUUCCAGGAACGAAUUGGGAAAGGCAGAGGGAGGGCAUUCUUAUACCUCCAUUGAAGAGCUGAAGAACAUCUGGAUUCCUUAUUCUAUCAAGAUGAAGCUCUCCAAGAACAAGGAACUGGAGGUUUACAACUGGGAUGAAAGCACAGAAGUACGUCAUCACUUCUGGCAAGAAAGUCGCCCCAUAGCGCCUGGUUUCUAAAUGCUUUCUCAGGAAUUCUGUGCAGUGCUCACUUUGAUACAAUUAAGGGCAGCCUCUCCAGGUGUGCCGUGGCAUUUGCUACCUCGGUACAGAAUUAUUUUAAUUGUUGGAUGGAAGAAUGUAGAGCCAGUUUUGGCACCUUCCUGUACAAUUGUCAUGCGAUCUUUCAAGGCAGUGACUAACAGCUGAUGCAGCAGCAGAGACUGUAAAUGGAGGGCUGGGUAAAUGAAAAUAUGAAGUAGAAUACACGCCAGGAAGCUCCCAGGCACACGUUUACUGUGCGCUCCUGCAACCUGUGAAGUGGCUCUUGCAGUUAAGAAGUUCUGCCUCUUGCGACUUCAAAAGUUUUGAUUCAGCUCCUCAGUCAUAUGAGGGAAGAGUGAAGGAGUUAGGUUUAGCCCAGAGAUAAGUGGGCAUGGUAAUAUGUUGGGAAUACUUUUGUAAAGCAGGUGAAAUGAUCCCUCUGGGUAAGAUAGGAAGGGAAAGGCCCAUACUGCAGGAGGAACGGAAAGCAGGAUUAUGCAGAUCCAACAGCAUCCUCCAAAAUAUCCCCCCCCCCCGCCCCAUCUCACAUAGGUGUCUGUCUAUCAGUGUGAGCAGAUUCAGCCAGGCUUGUUUGAUAAAAAUAUUUAAUAUGGAAGUGAUUAUAAUCCUUUUCUUUCCACCCCCCCUUUUAAAAUAAUUUUAAUUUUUUAAAUUUAAUUUUUAAAAUGCUGUGAGAGAAUCUGCCUAAGGUAGUCCAUGAACGCCCAAGGUGGUCCAUUAGCCUGGGGGACGUCAUCCUGGUUUGUGCAGCCAUUGCAACAGGAUUUCAGAAAGGCUGGAUCCCUGGAGUUAGAAUUUAAAGGCCUGGCGUACAGUGUGUCAGUGUUUGCCAGUUUUGUUUUGUCUUGCUGCUUAAAAUAACUGAAAAGAAAUCUAGCCAGUUGAUGAACUCUCCUUCCUCUUUGCAGCUGACUGUGUUGGAUGACCAGGAGUCAACGUACGUCUAUGACCUUAUGGCAACCAUUGUGCACAUUCUGGACUCCCGGACUGGGGGCAGCCUGGUGGGGCACAUAAAAGUGGGGGAGACCUACCACCAAAGGAAGGAGGUGAGCCAAUCAGAAGAGAGUACAUCCCACUGAAUUUUGCAUUCACCAAUCUGUAAUUCUCCUAUCUUAUCAAUGGUGUUACAGCCUUCCCAUGGCUGGUCCCUCUGGAUGUUUUGGACUACAACUCCCAUAAUUCCUGACUAUCAGCCAUGUUGGCCAGGGUUGAUGACAUUUAUAGACUCGAACAUCUGGAGGGCAUCAGAUUGGGGAAGGCUGCCUUAGGAGAACCUGCUUGUUUUUCUGUUGUCAUAUUUGUCACAGAACUGCCUUGGCUAUAGGCAGUCGUACCUGUGUGACUGAUUCAUUCAUUAUCUGUAACUGAAAAUGGUAAUUCAUUGACAUAUAUCUUGCAACUUCCAUUUGCACAGGGUGUCACACACCAACAGUGGUACCUUUUCAAUGACUUUCUCAUUGAGCCUGUGGAUAAGGUAAGGAGAUCAAGACGAUUCAUACCCUGUGCUCUCAAUUUCUAUACAUAAGUAACAGAUAUGUAAAUAAGCUUUUUUUUUUUUUGGCAUCAACUCCACUUUGCACGCUUUUUCUGACCCUCACAUUUUGUAUAACUUUUUUGGUGUGGAGCGGAGGCAACAGCCCUAGAGGUUUUGCAGGGAAGGGGGGAAAUGUCUGUCGGGAAAAGGCAGGAAUCUGUGGCCUUCCAGAUGUUGAACUCCAUCUCCCAUCAGCCCCAGUCAUCAACAUUCAUGGAGGGUUACAGAUUCCCCAGCCCAAUGCAGAGCAUAAGAGAUUUCCUAACAGAAGCCCAGAGCCUUUUUGGAGAUGGUCCGUGUACUUUUCCAAACUCUUUCUCCAAUUACGUGGGCUAAAAGCUUGUUUUAAAAACCUCUAAUAUGUCUCCAUUUACAAGACAACUAGCUCAGGCACCCAUUCUAGCGCAAAAUUACACAGUGUAAGAAACAUUAAGAAGUACAUUAAAAUAAUGCCAGUGCAUCCUGUUUUUUGCCAUGGAGAAGUUGCAUAUUUUUCUGAUGGAUAAGAACAAACAAUAGGGAAGAAGACAACCCCAGAACAACACACAACUCAAAUGCGCAUGAUACUCCCAUUGUUGUUUUUUCAUUUAUUAUUUGCUUUUGAAUUUGCAGUGUGAGGCCGUGCAAUUCGACAUGAGCUGGAAGGUGCCUGCCAUCCUUUAUUACGUGCGGCGGAACCUCCACUCCAAGUACAAUUUAACCAGUGAGUGUGUGUGCAUGUGUGCCUUUGACUACAUGGAAAGAGCUCUGGAACAACAACAAAAAAUGAGAAUACUACUCGGGGGCUCAGCAGAACCAGGUUCAACCAUGGCCUGCUGCAGAUUCCCUGGGCAGCUAGGGUUCUUAAACCAAUGCUCCACCUUCCAACCAUGGUUGGUGGAGUAUGGACAGACAGUGCUGGUAUUGCAUUGCUCAGCAACAUAACCAGGUCAAAGCAACAUGGACGGGCCUUGCUUCCAAACAUUGGUGGGGAGCUGAUACCUAAAUGAGCUCCUUAGAUAUAGCUCUGCCUGUUUUCCAGUAGCAAGCUUGGCAUCACAGUGUGGCUCAGGAAAUACCGUAUUUUUUGCUCUAUAAGACUCACUUUUCCCUCCUAAAAAGUAAGGGGAAAUGUGUGUGCGUCUUAUGGAGCGAAUGCAGGCUGUGCAGCUGUCCCAGAAGCCAGAACAGCAAGAGGGAUUGCUGCUUUCGCUGCGCAGCAAUCCCUCUUGUUGUUCUGGCUUCUGAGAUUCAGAAUAUUUUUUUGUUUUCCUCCUCCAAAAACUAGAUGUGUCUUAUGGUCUGGUGCGUCUUAUAGAGCGAAAAAUACGGUGCCUGUUUUUCCCCCCUCCCCGUGCAGUCAGUGUCUUACAUCACCACUUGGUUAUUCAUCUUUGAUCCGUUAUUCACAUAUUUGAUGUAUUCAUAUGAUAAUUUAACCAUUGCUUUUGAAUUUUCAUUGACCAGGGAGGAAAGCGUUGUCUCUGCCCUGUUGAUAAAUAGUUUUGUGGCUGAAGCAGGCCCUGUGUUGUCAGCCUCCCUCACAGCCCCUGCGCCCCCAUAUCUUGACCUCCACAUGUGUCCCCUCCCUGUUUUGCCUAAUACUGAUGCCAAAUAGGAAAUUCCAGUGAGACAUCCCUUUAACACUAAGCAAAAUAGCUCUCCCUCCUUCACAAGGGAUGGGUUGUUGUGAGGUAGUCAUCUGCCACAGAGAUUAAGGGGGCAAAGCUGAGUGGGUUCUGCAAGGAACUGUGUUGAAAUCAAGAGGAAGUGAAACCGACUGAUCAUCACUACAUCUCGAAAAGGAUCGUCUGCGUUUGUGACGCAGACCAGAAACCACUGCUUUGGGGUGAAACUUUGGCACCUUGGUGUAGCUCCCAGGCCGCUGUGUAAAACAGACCACUUUGCUACACAGCCCCAAGUCUCCUGAUUAUUCCGCAGGCACCAAUGUUUUUUGGCAUUUCUGCUGUACAGUGUCCAUGUGUCUUGAAUAAUUUGGAAUGUAAACUUGAUCUGCUUGACAGAGCUUGGUUACAUACCAUCGGAUACCUUUUGGCAUGUUUCCUGUGUCACAAGGGAUCGAUGUGAUCCGCUUCAGUGCUGGAACACCUGUGCUCUGGAUACGAUCUUAACAGGAAAAUCCCGAACUUUUAAAGUAUUGUGGUUCAUUACUGUAAAUCCUCUAGCUGAAUUGGCCCUGUGAUAUUGGCAGGUUUUCCUUUAAACUGUUCUGGGCCCUCUCUUCCUCACGUAGGUUUGAAUAAGCCAGCCUUUUUUUUCUUGCUGAUUACACUGUUUUUGAGAAAUUGGAUAUACAGUGGACGCUCGGGUUGCGAACGUGAUCCGUGCGAGAGCCACGUUCACAACCUGCAGCGUCUGCAACCCACAGCGCCGCGUCUGCGCAUGUGUCGGUUGCGAUUCGGCGCGUCUGCGCAUGCACAAAGCGUGAUUUAGUGCUUCUGCACAUGCGUGAGCGCUGAAACCCGGAAGUAACCUGUUUCGGUACUUCCGGGUUUCGGCAUGUCCGUAUCCCGAAAACGCGCAACCUGAAGCGUCUGUAACCCAAGGCAUGACUGUAACUGUAGAGUGGUACCUCAGGUUAAGUACUUAAUUCGUUCCGGAGGUCCGUAUUUAACCUGAAACUGUUCUUAACCUGAAGCACCACUUUAGUUAAUGGGGCCUCCUGCUGCUGCCGCGCUGCCGGAGCCCGAUUUCUGUUCUCAUCCUGAAGCAAAGUUCUUAACCUGAAGCACUAUUUCUGGGUUAGCAUAGUCUGUAACCUGAAGUGUAUGUAACCUGAAGCGUAUGUAACCUGAGGUACCACUGUAUAUUAGAAGCUUGUACCUACGAGGCCUCCUGUGGGACUCCCUGGGCUGCUUUCUUCAUUCAGACUGCCAUCUCAGAAGGCAUCCUGGAACUGAGCACAACAGCUGAUCUCAGAUUUUCUUUCCCUCUUUCAGUUAAGAACCCUAUCGAAGCCAGUGUGCUACUUGCCGAGGCCUCGCUCGCCCGUAAGCAGCGCAAGUGUCACGCCACUUUCAUCCCGCUCAUGCUGAAUGAGAUGCCCCAGGUGGGGGACCUGGUGGGGCUGGAUGCUGAAUUUGUCACCCUCAACGAGGUAGGCAUUGCGUUGCGGGGAGAGGGGAGAGGUCAGGUUGGGAGGACUGGAAGGUUCCAGAACCUCUCGCCUGUAGGCCUUUGAGCAGCAGCCUCUUCAAAGGGCCAAUGGGAGCUCUUCUUUGUGAGGAGGCCACACAGAACAUAAUUCGUUCACCCCUUGAAAAUACACAAUAGGAGGAAGCUGAGCUUCGCAGUGACGGGACGAAAUCCACUAUCAAGCCCAGUCAGAUGUCGGUGGCCAGGAUUACGUGUGUGAGGGGGCAGGGUCCCAACGAGGGCGUUCCCUUCAUCGAUGAUUACAUUUCCACGCAAGAACAGGUAGGCAGCUUUCUCUGCGAAAACCUUGCAGAGCUCAUCUGGCUCUCCCUACUAAGGAGGCUUUAGACAAGUUGGUCCCCGACUCACUUCAUCUCAAGAACUUUCCUUUAUAAGAUAGUGUUAUCCCCAUUCCACAUGGCAGAAGCUGUGCUGUGAAGCCCAGUCCUUGUCCUUACAGUCCUGGAUGGUGAGAGAUGGGCAUGCAGAAAGCUGUUUGGGAUGGGCUAACACGGGGAGGUACGGGUGGCGCUGUGGUCUAAACCACUGAGCCUAGGGCUUGCCGAUCGGAAGGUCGGUGGUUCGAAUCCCUGCGACGGGGUGAGCUCCCAUUACUCGGUCCCUGCUCCUGCCAACCUAGCAGUUCGAAAGCACGUCAAAGUGCAAGUAGAUAAAUAGGUACUGCUCCGGUGGGAAGGUAAACGGCAUUUCCGUGCGCUGCUCUGGUUCACCAGAAGCGGCUUAGUCAUGCUGGCCACAUGACCUGGAAGCUGUACGCCGGCUCCCUCGGCCUGUAAAGCGAGAUGAGCGCCGCAACCCCAGAGUCAUUUGCGACUGGACUUAACUGUCAGGGGUCCUUUAUCUUUUUUUAACACAGGGUCCUGGGGGCUGAAUGUGGUCCUCUAGGCCUCUCUGCCUGGCCCUUGGGACUUUCCAUAGGCCACACCCCUCACCCUCCUUGAUGUUUUUGCCAGACAAAGCCUCCUGCUUGCCUCAACGCAUUGCUCCACCCACCACUGACAUGUGGUCCCAAGACGUUGCUCAGAAAGGGAACAUGGUCAGCAGAUUAAAAAUGUUUCCCUACUCCAGGCGAACAGAAUGAGCUGUCGUUCUCUGUGAACUAAAAGAAGCCUUGGCAUUGAAUGCAAUGUUUUCUUCCUUUCCAUCUUCCUUUGCCCCUUCUUAGGUGGUGGAUUACCUCACUCAGUACUCGGGAAUCAAGCCGGGGGAUCUGGAUGCCAAAAUCUCCUCCAAACACCUCACCACCCUCAAAUCCACCUACCUGAAACUACGCUUCCUCAUCGAUGUCGGGGUCAAGUUUGUGGGUCAUGGAUUGCAAAAAGACUUCCGGGUCAUCAACAUCAUGGUGACUGCCUCUGUUUUGAACCUUGACAUAUAUGUCCCUCAUGUAUAUAUGUUUGGGCCUCUGUAUGUGAAGGAGCUGACAAUGUACAGGGGGCGCACAGGGAUUUCUUAGCAGACAAAUCAGUGGAGAAAGUCUUUCUUAACAGUAGGAAGAUUCAGAAACCACAGAAAUAGAUUGUUGCCUCUAAAUGCUUGUGCCAAAAUAAGCCGUUCAUCUGGCAAACUUUUAUGGGACCAUCAAGUCCACCACGAUAAGGAACAGAUGGAACCCCUAUCUUCAGUGGAUAAAAACUACUGAAACAAAAGACAUCCGGUGGAAACUAAAGACGCUAUGCUCGUGGCUGAGGAUAAUAGUUUGAACCCUUCCAAUGGAUAUGGGGUGGGGGGGUGGGAAGGGAGGGAAAGGAAAAAAUUGUAAGAGAAAUUUAAAAUUGGAAGGAGAUAAUAUAAUGUAUGUAAAAAUCCCAAACUCGAAUAAAACUUCAAAAAACAAACAGAAAAAACUUUUUAAAAGCAGCAAGUGUUAUGCUUCUGCCUGGAUUUUUUGUAAGUCUAGGACUGUUUAGCUGAGUGCCUUCAGGACUCGUAUGCUCCCAGAAUAUAACUGGACCUCGCCUGUUCUUGCAGGUUCCCAGGGACCAGGUGAUUGACACCGUCUACCUGUUCCACAUGCCCAGGAAGAGGAUGAUCUCGCUGCGCUUCCUUGCCUGGUAUUUUUUGGGUCAGUACAGACCUCCUUCGGUGCCUAUCCAUCUCCCAGCCAGCCUGACGUUGCUGUCAAGGAUUCCCUCGAGCACAGUAAUUCCCUUUGCAUCUGUGUCAAGAGGAUCAAAAUGUCCUUGAUGCCCCCAGCCUAGUGCUGGAGUUGAGAAUUCAGAGUUGAGGAUUUGAGCCCGCAGAGCCGAACUGGAGAACAUCAACAGACAGAGCUCCAAGGAGGGGAGGGUCCGAGGAGGGAAUUGGGUCAAUACCAGGGCCUGAAAGUUGGUUAUGCUGUUUCCUAGAUUUGAUAGACUGAAGAAGGGCAGAUCCUUUGCCCUAAGCAGCAACGGUUAGAAGUAUUUCCCCUCUCCUGCUGCGGUGGGAGUAGGCAAGGCAACAUUAGCCACCGGCUGGAUUCUUUCUGUUUCCCAUAGAUCUGAAGAUCCAAGGGGAGACACACGACAGUAUUGAAGAUGCACGCACUGCCCUCCAGCUGUACAGGAAAUAUGUGGAGCUGAGCACUGGGGGCUUGGAGCCCGAGGAGUUCCGCAAAGUGCUGAAGGGCCUGUACGAGAAAGGGAGGAAGAUGGACUGGAAGGUGCCUGAACCUGACGGCCAAAGCAGCCCCAAGAGUAAGGGCCCAGUUUUCUUUCUUUCUUUCCAAUUACAUUUUGUUGGGUUGAAAUCACGACAGACGAAUGGUGGGUGUCAAAGGAGAGACGUCUGCCCGGGGCAAGUCCCGGGAACUCUCUUUUAUUGAAUAUUACAAACAUUGCCACAGGUGUGCUUGUGGCUGAUUGGUUGAUACAAACACAAAGCAUCUUGUUGCUGAUUGGUUAACAUAGGUACAAGGCGGGAAUAACAUAUGACAUCAAUCAGUGAUAGUUCAAAAGACUGGGAACGGAGCUGGAACUAGACAGGCAUGAAACCUCCUAAUUAAAUUAUAACUAAAGAUUGAUAUUGAGAGAACAUAACAUGAAGGAAUACAACAAUCACGUUCCGUAAAUGUGGUCAGCAAUGCAUUAAGAACAGGUCAGGAUACACUGUUUCAUGAACUCAAUGGGAACUGUUCAGAACAUUCUCAGACUUAUGUGCAGAGGCAAAAACUUCCCAGAAUGUAAGAGAGGAAAGAAGCAAGAGUAAGCAUAGAAAGAUUUCAUAGUAAGACUUCCCACAAUGCCACAGUUAUGAGAGAAACUGCAGAAAGAAAACUUCACAGUGAGAGAACUGCAGAAAGAAAACUUCCCUUCAUCUCCCCCUUUCUUUUCUUGUUUGCGAGCCAUUCCAGGUGGAUAAGGCAAAAAUACUUCGGGAUUAGUGGUGUGCCAGCGAAUGCCCGAAAUAAGCCUGCCAGGGUCGAUGGGACAAAAGUACUUCAGGAUACGUGGUUUGCCAGCGCAUGCCCAAAAUAAAUCCGCCCACAUCUCCCCUAAGGUUUACUGUUGGUGUUGCCAUUUCGCAAUGUAAGCAGCAAGGAGUUUACUGGGUGGUGGAGGGGGGGAGAGAAGCCGAGAGAAAAGACUCAUGAGGCUGGGAACGCAUUGGAGGAAACAGCAUAGUAAAAUAAAAAUAGAAAUUAUGAAAAUAGCAUAUUGAAAAAGAUUACGAAGCCAAGUAAGAUUUGGCAACCAAGCGGUAAGCCACUGGGUGAAAGAAUCCCAGAGGCCAGGAAAACCAAUGUCCUGUUUAAUGUGAUGUGUAAGAUUUUGCAGGAAAACCAAUGUCCUGUUUAAUGUGAUGUGUAAGAUUUUGCAAAUGAGAGAUUUGACUUUGAAUGGUUCUAGAAUUGUCAGUAAUAUUGAAACAGCACAUGUCAUUCACUUGUUCACAGCCAUAAUGAUGAAGCAUCAGCAAAUAAUGAUAGCACGAUUUCGUAAAAGUCCAUUAUAUAGUUCACUGUUCUUUAUUCAAAAGGGGGUUAUAUAAUGUAAAAAGUCCAUUUUGUAAAAGGAUUUUGUAAAAGUCCAUUGUGGAGUGCACUGUUCUUUAUUCAAAAGGUGAAGGGCUUGUGAAAUAUAAUUCAGAGUUUUUUGCUGCAUAACAAGCUAAAGAAGUAAUGUUCACACGAUUCCGUACAGCCAAUCCAGGGACUCCUAAGAGAGAAGCAACUAAAGAGAUAUAUUCAAACCUACUGAGAAGAGAGACAAAAGCAUCACAAUCAUUAGUCAUUUCAAUAUUGCAGCGAUAAAAUGAUGGACAAACGGCUUAAACAGCAAGGUGUGCCAUGGCUGAUGUUUGCUGGAAUGUAAUUAAACGUAUAGCCAGGACACGACCAGAAGAUUUCCAGUUGAGGGGAAGUGCAAGCUUACUCAUUAAAUUGAAUGGUAGCUUGUAAUUGUUGUAGUAAAUCUCUUCCCCACAGAUUGAGGUGGAUUUUCAGCACACAGGGCUGGAUGUAAGCAAUGGUUUCAGAGCUAUCAGGCAGAGAGACAGGCAGCCACUGUACGCUUUUGGAAGAGGUUUGGGGGCCACCCACACCCCAGACUGCAGAGGCAGACUCAAGGGGCCACGUGGGGUCCCAGCAACUACUAGAAAUUACAGAAACGUCUGCGCCUGUGUCAAUCAAGCCUUCCAGCACAAUACCAUUGAUUUUAAACUUACGAAGAAGUUUCUUCUCACCAAUCCUCUGGACUACAGCUGACAGCUGUGGAGGGAAGGAAGAGAGCUCGUGCAAAUUAGUAUCCAUAAUAGAAGCAGUAGGAUGAGAAGGGAGCACCACCAAAUGCGCCCAAGACUCACCCUUUUUUAAUUGCAUGGGCAUAUGGCUCCAGAGUUGAACCAUUAUUGUGCCUACAUAGUCAGGAUCCAGAACUCCAGGAAUAACCUGGAUUCCUUCCUUUGCCGCAGAAAAUUUGGGUAAAAUUAAACCUGCGACUUUAGGAGGCAGGGGACCUGCCAAUUGAGUGGGCAUAAGCACAAUUUCACCAGGUAGAACAGAAUCUUUGGUCUCUUGAUUGAUCAAAUCAAUUGCAAAUUCAGAGGGUGUGUUUUUUGAAAAGUUUGCAGCAGCAGAAAUUAAAGGCGGAAAGCUCUCAAAUUUUCCUGGGCUCUCUAAUUUUCCUGGCCCGAGAGCGAGGCCGGGAUGGAGUUUCCCGAACUCCUGCAUUGAUUAGCCCAAUGAUAGCCUUUGCCACAUUUCGGGCAUUUUUUAGAAGGUUUAGCUUUAGAGGCAGAACCAUCCUUGUGUGCCCCCCCGCCAGGGGCUCUGCAUUGCUUGGCAAAAUGGCCUGGGCGCUUGCAAUUAAAGCAGUUACCAGUAGGCUUAGAGGUUGCUUGGAUUGCGCCGGCAAGCAAGGAUAUCGCAUGGCUCUGGCUACCGACAUCCGCACAAGCUUGAAUCAUAUCGGCCAGUUCAUAUUUAGGGCGAUGUAUGAUUGACUGCAAAGCUUUCUUGCAAUCAGUGUUUGCGUUUUCAAAGGCCAAUUUUUUCAUCAAUUCAUUUUGAGCAGUGGUGUUAUCAAUCUGCCUAGUGACUGAUUCUUUCAAUCUAUCUAUAAACUGAUGGUAUGGCUCCGAAUGCUGUUGCUUAAUAUUCACAAAGGAGCUCAGUGGUUGCCCAGAAACAGGGACUUUCCGAAAGGCGCGUUGUACACAGGUCGCGGUGCGAACAAAAUGUACAGGUGUCAGUGUUGCUUGGGCAGUUAUAUCAGCAAACUGACCAGCACCAUAAAGUUCAUUGGCAGUAUGUUGAGGAUCAGACAGGGCUGAAGCGCUAUGUUUAAAUUCACUCUCAAACACCACAUACUGAGCAGGGGACAAAAGCAUGCGCAUAAGGUCUUUCCAGUCCUGAGGUAGCAUAAUGUAACCAGUUGCUAUGCCUUCUAGCAUCCCUGUCACAUAAGAGGAUUUCAGACCAGAAUCAGCAAUGGCUUUCCUUAAUUCCCUCAUUACAGAAUAAGGAAGCGAUUCAUAAUAAAUCUGCUGUUGAGCAGUUCCAGGGUUUGAAUAAGAGAUAGGGAAAGCAGACGGCAUUUCACCUGGCCACUCAGACUCCUCCUCUAAGGACAGGAGUCCUGUUUGCCUUGCCAGAGAGAGCGCAGCACGCACAGCUCCUAUAGAGCAAACAGGGGCUGUGGCAGGAGGAGGAGGGAUGGGGGGGGAGGAAUCAGGCUGAGGCGGAGGGAUGGGGGGGGGAGGAUGCAGGCUGAGGAGGGUGAGAAGCAGGGAGGGAUUGGCUGGGAGAAGGAGGUAAAAGUUUCGGGUAGGGUGGGGGAGUGUCUGCAAUGGCCAGAAGAGGAGACGCCUGGGGUCCCAAUUGGGGCCCUAAUUUAGCAACGGCAUCAGCACAUUUCUGCCAAGUGAGCAGACAAUGAAUCGGAGCCCUAGGUUCUGCAAAAGGGUCUUUCCGAUCUUUUGCCAAGUCUCUACGUCCAAAGAUCCAGCCUCUGGAUAAAAGACGCAUUGGCAAUUUAUCUCACAUAGCAAUUGUUCAAUUUCUUUUAAGGAAAUAUUAACACCCACCUCCCGCUGUCUAACUAAAUAAAGCAACUCUUUAGCAUGCUCUUUCUGGAGCUUAGUCAAGUCCCCUCCCAUACUCACGAAGUAGCGCGCUGAGACUUUUCCAGUCGGGUGAAGUAUGAGGUUUGGCUGCGUAAGGGAUCUGGCACGUCGGGGUCACCAGAUGUUGGGUUGAAAUCACGACAGACGAAUGGUGGGUGUCAAAGGAGAGACGUCUGCCCGGGGCAAGUCCUGGGAACUCUCUUUUAUUGAAUAUUACAAACAUUGCCACAGGUGUGCUUGUGGCUGAUUGGUUGAUACAAACACAAAGCAUCUUGUUGCUGAUUGGUUAACAUAGGUACAAGGCGGGAAUAACAUAUGACAUCAAUCAGUGAUAGUUCAAAAGACUGGGAAUGGAGCUGGAACUAGACAGGCAUGAAACCUCCUAAUUAAAUUAUAACUAAAGAUUGAUAUUGAGAGAACAUAACAUGAAGGAAUACAACAAUCACGUUCCGUAAAUGUGGUCAGCAAUGCAUUAAGAACAGGUCAGGAUACACUGUUUCAUGAACUCAAUGGGAACUGUUCAGAACAUUCUCAGACUCUUGUGCAGAGGCAAAAACUUCCCAGAAUGUAAGAGAGGAAAGAAGCAAGAGUAAGCAUAGAAAGAUUUCAUAGUAAGACUUCCCAUAAUGCCACAGUAAGAGAACUGCAGAAAGAGAACUUCACAGUGAGAGAACUGCAGAAAGAAAACUUCCCUUCAACAUUUUAUUACGUUUCAACAUUUUUAACACAUACAAUCAAACCACAAUUUCGUCUUUUCUCUAAUUUUUGUUUACUUCCCAUCCCAUUUGCCAUGCAGUUGUUGUUUCUCCCCUUCUGCUUCUCCCUAUCUAUCAAAUCGUAACCACAAUAUUAUAAUCUAAUUACUUCUGUGGCUCAUUGCUUGAAUUCUGCUCGUGAGCUCAUUGUAUUUCUCUUAAGUAAUCCGGAAAAGGCAUCCAUUCUUCCUUAAAACACUCAUCAUUAGAUCCUCUUAAUUUUGCUGUUAAUUUUGCAUAGUCCAUUAUCUUACUUAUCCAUUCUGCUUUAGUGGGGACUUCUUCUUCCUUCCAUUUCUGCGCACAAAAAAUCCUAGCUGCUGCUGCUGUUACAUAAAUAAAAAACUUUAGCAUUUUCUUUGGGGUUUCCACCUCUAUAAUCCCACCAAUCUUCCACCAAGCACUCUGUGACUGUGCUUGAGGAUAACUGAGCCCACGUGUGAGCCCACUUCCAUCUAUAUGUUUGCGACUGUCAUUUUCCUUCUUGCCUAUUGCAUUUUGUACACAUGCACACAACAUAAUAGUUGGGUGGUCAGCACCUUCAGAAUUGUAUGCCUCACCUCCUUUUUUCCACACCGCUACAGGCAAUGGGACGCUGUGGGUUAAACCACAAAGGCUAGGACUUGCCGAUCAGAAGGUCAGUGGUUCAAAUCCCUGCGACGGGGUGAGCUCCCAUUGCUCGGUCCCUGCUCCUGCCAACCUAGCAGUUCAAAAGCACGUCAAAGUGCAAGUAGAUAAAUAGGUACCACUCUGGCGGGAAGGUAAACGGCAUUUCCGUGCGCUGCUCUGGUUCGCCAGAAGUGGUUUCAUCAUGCUGGCCACAUGACCUGGAAGCUGUACACCGGCUCCCUCGGCCAAUAAAGCGAGAUGAGCGCCACAACCCCAGAGUCGGCCACGACUGGACCUAAUGGUCAGGGGUCCCUUUACCUUUACCUUACAGGCAAUGAGCAGAAUUUGGUUAAGGUUUGAAUUCCCAGCAAUUUAUGUCGAUUGAUAGAUAGAAUCUUUAUUUGCGUCGCCCACAAGCCAUAGCAAAGGAAUAAAAUGCAAUAAAAUACUGAUAUAGCUAGAUUGGUUGGCUGUACAAAAUACAUUCUAAGAAUUUACAUCUAUACAUAUGAAAGAGUUAAUGACUGUCCUUGACCAGAAAUAAAACACAUGAAAGAGUUGGCUUUCUUUACUCUAGGCGUUAAACAGGUUAGUCAGAUGGUAGAUCUUAUUCUUAUUGCCCCAGUUAAAAAAUUUGCUGCGUUUGCUGUCACUUGGUAACGUUGGUCUGUAAGAUAAAUGACCUGGUAUAGGUAAUAGAAGAGGGUCGAUAAGCUCAUUAUGCAGAUCUUUAUAAAGAGAACAAGCUAGUAGUACAUGUGCUGCAGAUUCGAUACUGCCGUCUCCGCAUGGACAUACUGUAUUUUUCCGUGUAUAACAUGCCCCCGUGUAUAAGACUACCCCAAUUUUGGGGGAGGAUUGCCCAGAGUUUUUGAGCUUUUUUGGGGGGUGGGGAAUGCAAAAAAUCACUAACCCGACUGGCAAACGCUGAUAAUCGCUCACGUCGCCGAAGCAAACAUGCGUCUGCCUGCUCACCAACAGCAGACGGCAAUCGCACGCUCAGUUGACGAAGCGGCAGCCAAUCCACAGCAACCCUUGCCGCAGCAACCAAUCACCCACUGAAUAAACGCAGCAGCAGCAAUCGUAAGCAGCACUUUACGCAUCCACCAAUCACCCACAAAAUCGCCGCUGAAAAGCUCCUGCUCCCGGCUGCAACCAAUCACUCGUCUCCCCCCACGCACUACCCAUGUAUAAGAUGACCCACGUUUUAAAACAUGCUUUUAGAGUAAAAAAAAGCUUGUCUUAUACACGGAAAAGUACGGUAAUGUGAUGGAAACGACCCUCAAGUAGGGCCAGCGGCAGCACGUUCAAUCUUGCAUAGGUGAAAGCACAUCUGUGUUUUAAAACUGUUAAAUUUUGCAGAUAGGAUAUGCGGAGGAGACGUAAGUGGGAGGAUCUUAUGUACAGUGGUACCUCAGGUUACAUACGCUUCAGGUUACAUAUGCUUCAGGUUACACACUCCACUAAGCCAGAAAUAGUGCUUCAGGUUAAGAACUUUGCUUCAGGAUAAGAACAGAAAUCGGGCUCUGGCGGCGCAGCGGCAGCAGGAGGCCCCAUUAGCUAAAGUGGUGCUUCAGGUUAAGAACAGUUUCAGGUUAAGAACGGACCUCCGGAACAAAUUAAGUACUUAACCCGAGGUACCACUGUAUAUGGAGAGUGAUUUCAGUGAUGCGCAGGCACCAAGAGCAAAUAGCAUUCCUGAAAGGUUUAUCGGGCCAAUUGGUUCAAGAUGUGGAUCCCUCAAAUCUCUGACCUUUCGUCCAGGAAACCCUUCCACCUUUGGUUCCCCAAUAUCCAGAGUCUUCUUUAUGAUCCUGGGACAUGGAUCCUAUCAACAAGUUGUUUAGAGCUAGGUGGUUGCCAUGGUUCACACAUUGCUGUCUUUUUAUAUUUCUCUGACAGGUGCCGCUGUGUUCCCAACAGUGCUGUCCCUCUGAUCCUCAAGACCUCGCCAAAUCCCGUCUUUUCUGUGCUCUCGUCAGGAGGGGACUGUCAAAGAAUCUGCUCCCCGAGACCUGGACUUCCUAGGACGUGGAUUAUAAUGCAUAUGCGUGUAUGGAAAGGGAAGGCUGUGGUAGUUAGCAGGCACUCUGCACAUUUCCAGGGUCCAAGGGAAUUCUGCCAGAGUGCCUCUGUCCCUGUUUUCCUUGCCAGUCUUCGUAGAUCCCAGAAAUCCUACAUAACUAGGGACGAGAGAGUGUGUACAGCAGUACCCUUUGGUAACCACAUGAGGGCACAGUUACACUGAAAGAGCUGUUCUCAUGGUUUGAAUGCUGAACAUACACACUCCCCGAGGGCACUUAAUGCCAGACUAUUCUCACAUGUAUUUUGUAUAAAAGGGGUGAGUGAAACCAGAUCUGUGACUUGCUCUGAUCCAUCCUUUCUGCGUCCAUUAAUGCCAUUAGCGGAGUUGAGCUGGAUGACCUGUUUUAUCUUCUGGCUCAGAACUGUUCCUGAAACAACGUAGAUCUGGACUCCACUGCCAUGGGACUUCCGUGGCUUUUAAACCGUUUUGUAUUUUGUCCGUGAAUUGUGGUCAAGGUGUCUACGAAAUGUAAUCAAGCUGUAAAAACACUGCCAGUGCUUCAGAUACUUCUUUGUAGUCCUGCCUUUCCUUUGCUUGCCUGUCCGGUUUGCUUCCUUCUUUUUUUCAUUUUGAAUUGCAGUCAUCCCUGGCCCCCCUACAAAUGUAAUGUCAUUAAUGUGUAUCUACAAAGCCAGGCUGUACAACACUUCCAGCUUCAGAACUUUGCCCCAAACCUUGUCUCAAGCAAGUCUUGAUGACCAGGGAGUGCACUGUGUGUGUGUGUGUGUGUGUGUGUGUGUGUGAGAGAGAGAGAGAGAGAGAGAGAGAGAGAGAGAAUGUGGCAGAAUUGAGAAUGAUUUUAAAGGGCAUAAUAUCAAACAGAAAGAGGAGAAUAUAUUGGGAUACUGAAGUAGGAAAUGAAUGGCGAAAAGGUAGAUGGCAGCUAAAGUUGAGUUCAUCUGUGAAAAAGGCAGGCCUUACAUUUCUGUAUGGGAUGCUAUGGAGCCAAUCAUGGUUUAGGAUGUGCACUUGCCCCUAAGAGAAGAGCUCAUGAGCAAUGAGAUAUCAAAAGCAGAGCAGCUAGAGACAUUAAGAGUAUUGGUUUUGGGUGGAGAACUUUUUCUAGCCAGUGGGCCGGAUAUUUUUACCUCCCUCCUCAGUAGGAGUGGAUAGCUGUGAAUGGGAUAUUAUAUAAUUUCAACUCCACCCACUUUUUGCACCCUCCCCUGAAUGUUACCCUCAAUGAAAUGUCCUCAGGCUAACAAUCACCACUUUUAAUAAAAUGACUUGCUUUCU
Messenger RNA from Podarcis lilfordi (Lilford's wall lizard), 39448 nucleotides. The record is from the annotation of a GenBank genome assembly. NCBI's taxonomy places the organism in Eukaryota, Metazoa, Chordata, Lepidosauria, Squamata, Lacertidae.